This is a messenger RNA of Harpia harpyja (harpy eagle), 984 nucleotides long. RefSeq names its product chibby family member 2 (gene CBY2). The coding region runs from base 1 to 984 and encodes 327 amino acids. The transcript has a single exon. The record is from RefSeq and is a predicted model, not a curated record. NCBI's taxonomy places the organism in Eukaryota, Metazoa, Chordata, Aves, Accipitriformes, Accipitridae.
AUGUCUGCUUUUGAUCUGACGAACCAGAGCAUGCAGCGUACAGAUCCUGAGAUAGAAUAUAUCACCCCACGGAUAAAACUGAGGGAUGAGGUGUUUGUCUUUGUGGAUGGUAAAUGGGUGAAUGAGAUCUACUGCCAGCCAUCCUUCGCUUCCCACCGGAAAGUCUUCAGCAAGAAGGCACAGAAUGAGUGGAGCAUCUGGGAGGAGAACAGAGCGCUCUGGGAGGAAAACCAGGUCCUCCAGCUCGAAAACAGGAUGCUCUGGGAAGAAAACAGGGCUCUGCAAUGUCUCCAGUCACAGAACAAAGCUGUCCAGGUUAUUUACACUGAUGCCAUUCAGCAAAGCCUCCCGAAGGAAAACAAGCCAUUCCCAUUCUUCCAAGAGAGGAACACAUGCUUUCAGGUCAGCCCAGGCAACAAAGCUCUCCGGGCGGUCCAGGAAAAGAAUAGAGUCUUAGAGGAUUUCCAGCAGGAGAAUGAAACAGUCCCCAUCAUCUGGAAAGACCAACAAGCCACCACAGUCCAUGAAGAGAGCAAAGAUGCCAGCUCAGAUCUCCAGAAGGAUGCUGACACCGUCGCAGUUGUGGAAGAAGGUAACCCUGGCCCAGCGCCCCAGCAGGAACAUGAAGCUAAAGAGAAGAGCACCACUCCAACCCAGAAUAAGAUCAAGUCUGCCCAAAGCACGCAGGGUGAGUAUGAAAUCCUCUGGGCUCUCCAAGAUUUAUAUGAACUCCUCCACGUCUUCCUGAAAGUGAACCAUCUCCUUGGGGAGAAGCAGGGCUGUCACGUUCUCUAUGAUGUGAACAGAUCCUUCCAAGAAGAUCACAACAAAAUGAAGAUGCAGCUGAAUGCCAUUAAAAACACCGUGUCAGACAUUACGGCUCAAAUGGAAAUGCUGGAAAAGGAGCUCAUCGCCAUCACUUCCCCAAUGUAUGAAGCAGCAGGACAGAAGCUGGCAACUGAGCAUCAGCUUGGAGAAAUGUGA